UCUUCCAAAUUAGCAAUGGCUACAAACUUAUCUGGGAAGAAACGAAGUAAGGAAAUCAAAGGGAUAGUUGGGCCAAGCCAGGAAGCUUCUUGGCUGAAAUCUACUUAUUCAGAGAAGAAACCUGUGUUAGAAAGGCCAGCAAACAUCCUUACCAGCUUUGAUCAAGAUGAUAAAAGGACUCUGGCGCCUGAGCUGCAAAUGAGUAUUAUCCCAAAAGACUUCUGUUUUCAUGAAUUGGAGAGUGUAGUUAAAAUCAAACAAGCAGAGGCUAAAAUGUUUCAGUCACGUGCUGAUGAUGCAAGAAGAGAAGCUGAAGGGUUGAAACGUAUUGCCCUUGCAAAGAGUGGGAAAAUUGAUGAAGAGUAUACUCAGCGAAUUGCGAAGCUGAGACUGGGUGAGACAGAGGAAAUGCAUAGGCAGAAACUCGAAGAAAUUCAAGCAUUAGAACGAGCACAUCUGGAGUAUUUCAACAUGAAAAGGAGAAUGGAGGCAGACAUUAAAGAUCUUUUAUCUAAUAUGGAAGCUACUAAAAGGAGUCUUGCCCUGUGAAGCUGACAACACUCUAGAAUAGUUCUUUCAGGUAAAUGUAAUCUUCCAUCUUAUAAUUUGUAGGUUUCAAUUCCAUCUUAAUGUUAUGAGUUACUGUAGUUUCUGAUCCAUAGAUUGAUGUAUCUAUCUGCUGUUGUAGUUUAUUUGGGAUUCAAGCUGCUAACCAAGAUCUUGUACAGAAAUUCCAACAGUUAAUUACUCUUAUUAAACAAUUGGAAUUACAAAA
Molecule: messenger RNA, 775 nt
Organism: Arachis ipaensis
Lineage: Eukaryota; Viridiplantae; Streptophyta; Magnoliopsida; Fabales; Fabaceae
Source: RefSeq, a predicted model, not a curated record